GCAGCUGCAGCCGGUGCCACGCUCGCAGCGCGCCGAACCAAACCCCGAGCGCCUGCGGACCCCCUGAGACCCCCUCACCAUGGUGGAAGCCUUCGUGGGCACCUGGAAGCUGGUGGAGACCAACAAUUUCGAUGAGUACAUGAAGGCUCUGGGCGUGAGCUUUGCCACGCGGCAGAUGGCCGGGCUCACCAAGCCCACCACCAUCAUCGAGCUGAACGGAGACAAGGUCACCGUGAAGACCCAGAGCACCUUCAAGAACACCGAGAUCAACUUCAAGCUGGGCGAGGAGUUCGACGAGACCACGGCAGACGACAGGCACGUCAAGUCUGUGGUGAAGCUGGACGGCGGGAAACUCGUCCACGUGCAGAAGUGGGACGGGAAGGAGACAUCGCUGGUGCGGGAGCUGAAGGAUGGGAAGUUAACUCUGACUCUCACCAUGGGCAACGUGGUCUGCACCCGCACCUACGAGAAGGCGACAUAGACGCUGCCCCAGCCCUCUGCUGUCACCCAGUGCCACGUC
Messenger RNA from Neopelma chrysocephalum (saffron-crested tyrant-manakin), 520 nucleotides. RefSeq names its product fatty acid binding protein 3 (gene FABP3). NCBI's taxonomy places the organism in Eukaryota, Metazoa, Chordata, Aves, Passeriformes, Pipridae. The transcript has 4 exons. The record is from RefSeq and is a predicted model, not a curated record. Gene Ontology annotation, molecular function: fatty acid binding. Gene Ontology annotation, cellular component: cytosol; nucleus. The coding region runs from base 80 to 481 and encodes 133 amino acids. Gene Ontology annotation, biological process: fatty acid transport.